GGAGAAGUGAAUAAACCUCAGCUCUGAGCGCGGGCUCCUCGGCUCCCGCGGGGCGGCUGCAGCUGCAGCCGGAGCCACCAGCCGCGCCUCCCUCCCCGGGCUCGGCAGCGCUCUCUGACCUCGGUGUUUGUCUCGGCCUCGCGGGCACCGGCAACUGCGCAAUAACCUGGCCGAGCGGGGGGUCCGGAUCCGGGCCAGCGAGGGCCAGGGCAGGCGUCCUGCCCCGACAGCGCGUUUGCAGGGGAAGGCUAGAGCGCCGGGGGGUGAUCGCUCCCUUGCCGGCAUCAGUGCGCUGUCCCGAUUCCCCCGGGAGUGUGUCCCCUUUCCCCCCCCCCCGGAGCAUGGCUUCAGAUAGAGGAAAUCCUCAACACUGCUCCCCAGGAAGGACUUCUCCAGAAGAAACAGCCUGAAGCCUCCGAGAAUAAGGGGGGAAAAGACCCACUCAGGUGCUCUGCGGGGGGGAUGCCUGGCACCCUGCAAUGGGGCCGAAGCAGGGGGUAGAUUGCAGUCCCUUCAUCAGCUCAAUAACUGGCAAUUACCGGGGUACCGGGGAAGGCUAAGAAACCCCCUUGUAGGAUGUGGGAGGCGUUCUUGCUCUAUUUCGAAGUUUUGGGCUGGGCAUCUCAGCCCUCACUCUCCACCCACGUUCCCGUCUCUCCUCAAAAUCCAGAGCCGAGCCAUGAAGUGCACCGGGAAAGGAAAGCAGGGCCGGCGCCCGGUGCGUCCCCAGGGCACACGCUGGCCACUGCUGAGCGAACGAGAGCGGAGGCGGACGUGGGGAACAAAGCAGCCCCCGGCCAGGCUGCAGCUUCGCAGGUCUUCUGGGCCUUGGGAGGAUGGAGGCCUGAGACACUCCGAGGCUCCUUCGCGUUCGGGCCUUAUUUGCGAGGGCAGGAGUGGGAUGGGCUGAGGGUGAAGCUCUAGAGCGGGGACCCUCUUCCUGCCCCAGCUCGGACUUCGUGAUUCUGCCCCUCUUCUAGGUGCAGGUCACACUGACGAGUCUGAGGCAGGUUUGCCAGAGGAGGGCCACCUGGUCCACAGGGAUCCCAUUUCCCGCCCUUCGCCCCGCUCCAUGAUCCCACCCAGGCGCUGCAGCUGCCCUCUGCAGGCCGCGGAGACCCGCCGCGACAAAUGAGCCGGCGAAGGAGGUGGCCGCCGCCUGCCCCGCCCCACGGUGGUGGCUGAGCCGGCGGAGGAGGCGGGAGCCCGGUGUCCCGAGGGCCUGUGGCCUCUACCCCCACAGGUGUCACCAAGAGUGGCCUACACGCGGAUGAGCCCACAGCAGGCUGAGGGCGUCAGCUUCCUCUACCACCCCUGUGCCCACCCCUGGCUGAAGCUCCAGCUGGCCCUCCUGGCCCACAUUUGUGUUGCCCAGCCCUCUCUGGCCCCUGACUCCAGCCUCACUCAGGAUCGGCCUCUGGUGCUGGCAGCAUGGGGGGUGGCGCUGGAGAUGGCAUGGGUAGAGCCAGCCUGGGCUGCCCACUGGCUGAAGAGGAGGCGGCGGAGGAAGCAGAGGAAGGCAUGGUUCCUCUCUGACAGCCUUUCUGGACCCUCUCCCCUGGUGCCAACCCCCCGCAGAGGGCGGCUGUGCCGGAGAGGGUGUGUGAAGGCCCUGGCUUUGGCCUUUACUCUGCGGAGCUGGCGACCCCCAGGUGCAGAGGUGGCAUCUAGAAGGCCCAGGCAGCUCUCUCCUGGUGGUGUCAAGAGGCGUGGGUUGCGAGCUGCCCUUGGUCUCCAGCCCAUCCCCUCAGCCCUGAGGUUCCCCUCUGCUUUCCCACGGAACUUGGAGGGCAAGCAGCCUAUGUUGGGAACCCCCGGUGAAGGGGGUAAUGCCCCAUCUGUGCCUACUGCCCCCCUGCUGCCUGGGGGGCCUAGAGGCAAUGCCAGCUCCAGGAUAGAGGCUCAGCUGCCCAAAGGGCAGAGCAGCCCUGGGGGCUGUGCCUGUCCAAGUCAGGCUUCCCCCGCCCCGCGGGCAGCAGCGCCUCCGCGGGCAGCCCGGGGCCCCACCCCGCGCACGGAGGAGGCCGCCUGGGCUGCCAUGGCCCUGACCUUCCUGUUGGUGCUGCUCACCCUGGCCACGCUCUGCACUCGGCUGCACCGAAACUUCCGACGCGGGGAGAGCAUCUACUGGGAGCCCACAGCGGACAGCCAGGACACAGUGGCGGCUGUGCUGAAGCGGAGGCUGCUGAUGCCCCCGCGCCGGGUCAAGCGCUCCCGCCGCAGACCCCUCCUCCCGCCCACGCCGGACAGUGGCCCGGAUGGGGACAGCUCCAACUGACCUACCCCAGCCCUGCCACUGUGGCAGUCCGGUUCCUCCGCCCGCCGGGAGGCCGCGACCUCUGCCACGUGGACCGCGCGCAGGGCCGCCCCCUGGUGGCCGGCUGGCGCAGUCCCGGCUAAGCGUUGCGAAGGGGCUGGUCCUUAACGUGAUUUGCGGGAGGGGUGGCCCAGGGAGCAAAAGGCCUAGUUCAGCCUCCUUUGUCUGUAUUUCUAAUUAAAUUAUUUUAGUAGAA
This is a messenger RNA of Equus quagga, 2513 nucleotides long. RefSeq names its product tumor protein p53 inducible protein 13 (gene TP53I13). The coding region runs from base 1271 to 2278 and encodes 335 amino acids. The transcript has 7 exons. The record is from RefSeq and is a predicted model, not a curated record. NCBI's taxonomy places the organism in Eukaryota, Metazoa, Chordata, Mammalia, Perissodactyla, Equidae. Gene Ontology annotation, cellular component: cytoplasm.